UCACCGCCCCUUCCCCACGCCCGGGUCCACCCCCUUUCCUCCACCCUUCUCGCUAAUACAGAGUGUUAAGCGCCCGCUUUCACUAGUUUUUGUCGGUGCCAAAUUUCCAAUCGAGGUACAUAGCAGGGGGAACUGCGUUCGGGGCGUGUUAGGUUGAAUCCUCGGUGGGCCGCCUGUAUGCCCCCAAGGAUAGUCUGGGUUCUUCCCCGCGCGCGACACUAAUCGCCCGCCCGCUCACCUUCUUCAUUGGAUGGAAGGAGAUUCACAGUUAGUCAGCCAGGGCUCCUGCGAGCAGGCGGGCUGAGGGAGACCAACUCCGGCCGGUAACUUCCAUCCAGCCCGCCCGCCCGCGUCCCGAGACUUCGCCUCACGUUCGCCGGCGCCGGAGGGACUGGGACGCUGCCAGGGGUCCCCGGGCAUGGGGAGCCGGGUCGCCUGCGGGGAGCAUGUGGCGGCUGCCUCCGUCUCCCCCAUGUGCUGCCGCUGAGCUGGGAGCCCGGAGCCCCGAGCGGGAGCCAGCCGCCUGGUGAGCAGCUAGGGGGAAGCGGGAACCCCCUGCAACGCCCUUACACAGGCCUCCCCCCCCCCCACGGAUCCUGCGUCCCUGAGCCCCAGACCCCCGCGCCGCGACUGGCAGCUCCCCGGAGCCUCCGCAUGGCCCGCCCCGAGCGACCCUGGCCCCUGGUCCCUGACACCCUCCUGGCCCCUCGUCAGUGACCCUGGCCCCCACGCACGGACGCCUCCGGCCUUGCAUCGCGGGCCGCCGCCACCCGUGACUGGCCCAUAAUCACUGGCACCUUACUUCUCCCGACUGACCGGCCCCUAUUCACUAACCCCCCGCCCCGGGAUUGAGCUUUUCCUGAACCCCUCCCCUUCCCAGACUCACCAACCCCUGAUCACUGACCCCCAAUUCCUGGAUCCUUCCAGUCCACUUCUCUUUGAACCUCCCCCCGGAAGCCCUUUGCCCCCAAUUCACCCCACUUCUCCAACCCUUGCCCUUCAAAUCCACCCUAGACUGGCCCAGCUACUCCCCCAUGCUUUUCCUUUAGCCUGACUCCACUCACCACUUCCUUUAAUCCUGACUUCCUUCACUUCCCCCCUUAAACCUAUGUUACACGCAAAUUUGACCUUAUCUCUUCCAAAACCUGGACCCUGCCUCUAACAGCCCGAACCCCAAUAACAUAUGCACCAAGCCACUCAACUGGUCCUCCUUCCAAAAAUCAAUAACCACCACCCAGAAUCUCCCUGAAAAUCAACCCUCCCCCUCAUUGAGUUUGAUGGAGUGAUGAGAUUCGCCCAUCUCCUGGAUUAUCCUCUUGGGUGACUGAAGAAACUUUUGCUGCUAUUGUUUCAUCAUUUUACUUUUUUUUGCACAAAGAUUUUUCUGAAUGUCAUGAGAGAUGAAAGGAAAUUUUGGAUGUUUGUUUCCACCCUUUGGAAGCUGCAGAAGCAAAGGGGAAAUGCACCAGAGGAACUGAGCUCCAUCUAAUUGAGGAAAUCUAUUAUUUGCCAGAUUGCUGAUUUCAUUGGACUGCUAAAAAGAACAACAUAAGCCUGGCACAAAGUUUACAUCCAAAUUCAGGGAGGAAUGAAGGGGGUUGAAAAAGAAUCUUACAACAAAAUCUAAACUUGAAGUUUCCAUUGCUUUCCUUUUGACCUGGAAGGGAUCACUUCACCCCCCCCCCCCCAAGUAAUAAGCUAUUUUUGUGGAAUUCAUAACUGGAGAAUUAAAGUAGUAGAAUGACCUCUCCGGUGGAUCCCAAGAUUAAACAGGCUUUGCGAAAAAAACCAUCAGAAAGGACUCAAGAGGACUUAAAUACUAUCUAUUCUUAUCUUCAUGGAAUGGACAUAUUGUCACAUCUCAGGGAACAUCAGCUAAGAAUAAUGUCUUCAAGUGCUCGCUAUGAAAGAUACAAGGGCAACCAAGUUCUUUUUUGUUCAGACACUAUUGCCAGAUGUUGGUAUAUUCUUCUUUCUGGAUCUGUCCUUAUGAAGGACUCCAUGUUUUUACCACCAUGCAGUUUUGGCAAGCAGUCUGGAGGAAAAAGAGGCUGCGAGUGUAUUAUAUUGGAACCUUCUGAAAUGAUCGUGGUGGAGAAUUCCAAAGACAAUGAAGAGAAUAUCCUGCAAAGAGAAGUUCCCCUCAGGCAGUCUCGGCGAAGGUUUAGGAAGAUUAACCAGCGGGGAGAACGUCAGACCAUCACAGACAAUGUGGAUGCUAGCAGUUAUCUUUUGCUUCCAGCAGACCUUACCAAGAUGCAUCUUACAGACAAUCCACAUCCACAGGUGACUCAUGUCCCUUCCAGCCAGUCUGGAUGUAGCAUUGCCAGUGACUCUGGAAGCAGCAGCUUAUCGGAUAUCUACCAGGCUACAGAAAGUGAUAUGGGAGAUGUAGAUUUAACAGGUCUCCCAGAAGCACCUGUGGACUCUGAAGAUGAAGAAGAAGAAGAUGAAGAUAUUGACAGAACUUCAGAUCCAUUACUGGGGCGAGAUGUUGUUCGAGAGUGCCUUGAAAAAGAACCUGCAGACAAAACGGAUGAUGACAUUGAGCAAUUACUGGAAUUUAUGCAUCAACUCCCAGCCUUUGCAAACAUGACCAUGUCUGUAAGAAGAGAACUUUGUUCAGUUAUGAUAUUUGAAGUGGUAGAACAAGCAGGAGCCAUCAUACUUGAAGAUGGACAAGAACUUGAUUCUUGGUAUGUUAUUUUAAACGGCACCGUGGAAAUCAGCCAUCCAGAUGGGAAAACUGAAAGUCUCUGUAUGGGAAAUAGUUUUGGGAUUACCCCUUCUUUGGAUAAACAGUACAUGAAUGGAGUGGUUAGGACCAAAGUAGAUGACUGUCAGUUUGUUUGUAUAGCCCAGCAGGAUUACUGGCGGAUUCUGAACCAUGUGGAAAAAAACACUCAUAAAGUCGAGGAAGAAGGAGAAAUUGUUAUGGUAAAGGAGCACAGAGAGCUAGAUCGCAGUGGAACCAGGAAAGGACAUAUAGUCAUUAAGGCAACACCUGAGCGACUCAUCAUGCAUUUAAUAGAAGAACAUUCUAUUGUGGACCCAACUUAUAUAGAAGAUUUCCUUUUAACAUACAGGACAUUUCUAUCAAGCCCAUUGGAAGUUGGGGAUAAACUUCUGGAAUGGUUUAAAGUGGACAGCCUCAGGGAUAAGGUCACCAGAGUGGUCUUAUUGUGGGUGAACAAUCAUUUUAAUGAUUUUGAAGGAGAUCCCGCUAUGACACGAUUUCUGGAAGAAUUUGAAAAAAACUUGGAAGAUACGAAAAUGAAGGGUCACCUCAGGUUGUUGAAUAUUGCCUGUGCCGCCAAAGCAAAGUGGAGGCAAAUUACUCUGCAGAAACCUUCCAGAGACUCGCCACUCUUUUUCUGUCUAGUUGGAGGAAGUGACAAGGGUUUUGGCAUUUUUGUAGAGACAGUAGAAACAGGCAGCAAAGCAGCAGAAGCUGGACUUAAGCGUGGUGAUCAGAUAAUGGAAGUAAAUGGACAGAACUUUGAGAACAUUACAUUUGUAAAAGCUGUUGAAAUCUUGAGGAACAAUACUCAUCUUUCCAUUACUGUAAAAACAAACAUUUUUGUGUUUAAAGAGCUACUUAGCAGGAUAGGACAGGAGAAAAAUGGAGUCCCCCAUAUUCCAAAAAUUGCAGAAAAGAAAAGUAAUCGCUACUCCAUCCCAGAUAUGCCCGGAGAUAUGGAACAGAUGUUUCCAUGCGAGAAAGGAAACAAGAAAAUCAAAGCAAACACUGUAUCUGGUGGAAGAAACAGAAUCAGGAAAAUUUUAGACAAGACACGAUUCAGCAUCUUGCCUCCCAAACUAUUUAGUGAUGGCAGUGUAAGCCAGUCACAGGAUGACAGUAUUGUUGGAACAAGGCAGUGCAGACACAGUUUGGCCAUAAUGCCUAUCCCUGGAACACUCUCAUCAAGUAGUCCUGAUCUGUUGCAGCCUACAACCAGCAUGCUGGAUUUUACUAAUCCUUCAGAUAUUCCAGAUCAAGUUAUAAGAGUUUUCAAAGCAGAUCAACAAAGCUGUUACAUUAUAAUAAGCAAAGACACUACUGCAAAAGAAGUUGUGAGUCAUGCAGUGCACGAAUUCAACUUGAUAGGAGCCCCAGAAACCUACUCUCUCUGUGAGGUGUCUGUUAGUCCUGAGGGAGUCAUCAAACAGAGAAGGCUUCCAGAUCAGUUCUCCAAAUUAGCAGACAGAAUCCAGCUCAAUGGAAGGUAUUAUCUGAAAAACAAUAUGGAAACAGAGACAUUAUGCUCAGAUGAGGAUGCCCAGGAGCUGCUUAGAGAGAGUCAGAUUUCUCUUCUUCAGCUGAGCACCAUUGAGGUGGCUACUCAGCUAUCAAUGAGGGACUUUGAAUUAUUUCGCAAUAUUGAGCCUACUGAAUACAUCGAUGACCUCUAUAAGAUGGACUCCAAAACAGGAAAUGCUCACCUGAAACAGUUUGAGGAUGUCAUUAACCAAGAGACAUUCUGGGUUGCCACAGAAAUUUUAACAGAGCCCAACCAGCUCAAAAGAAUGAAGAUUGUUAAGCAUUUCAUUAAAAUUGCCCUACACUGUCGAGAAUGCAAGAACUUCAAUUCCAUGUUUGCCGUUAUAAGUGGGCUAAAUCUGGCACCAGUAGCACGACUCAGAGGUACUUGGGAAAAGCUACCAAGCAAGUAUGAAAAGCACCUUAGAGAUCUUCAAGAUCUUUUUGAUCCAUCUAGAAACAUGGCAAAGUACCGCAACAUUCUUAGCAGUCAGAGCAUGCAGCCUCCAAUUAUUCCACUGUUUCCUGUUGUCAAGAAGGAUAUUACUUUUCUACAUGAAGGAAAUGAUUCAAAAGUGGAUGGCCUGGUAAAUUUUGAGAAACUUAGAAUGAUUGCCAAAGAAAUUCGACAAGUCGUCAGAAUGACCUCUGCUAACAUGGAUCCAGCUGUAAUGUUCAGACAAAGGUCUCUGAGCCAGGGCAGCACAAACUCAAACAUGCUUGAUGUUCAAGGAGGUGCUCACAAAAAACGUGCUCGACGCAGCUCACUCCUUAAUGCCAAGAAGCUGUAUGAGGAUGCCCAGAUGGCCAGGAAGGUGAAGCAGUACCUUUCCAAUCUGAAUGUGGAAACCGAUGAGGAAAAAUUCCAGAUCAUGUCACUUCAAUGCGAGCCUGCAUAUAGCACUUUGACCAAGAAUUUAAAUGAGAGAAAAGGCGCAAAAUCCUCAGAAAUGUCACCAAUACCCAUGAGGUCAGUUGGUCAAACCACAAAAGCCCAUCUGCAUCAACAAAACAGAAUGAGCCAAGUUCUCCAAGUUCCAGCUGUUAAUUUGUACCCUAUUAGAAAAAAAGGACCAGCUAAGGACCAUGUCACCUUCAGUUCUCCUCAGAAGUCACUCAGUUUGUCUGAGGAAGUAAGUAGUAAGAAACAAGCAGAAGAUAGUAUAUCUAUGGCAUCCUCUUUGCACUCCAGUCCUCCCGCUUCUCCUCAGGGCUCUCCACACAAAGUUGGUAACAUCCAGAGGUCUGAUAACUGUGGUCAAAUGAAUCUCUCUGGUUCCUCCUCAUCGCUUGCCAGUGAAACCAGCAACAAGAACAGUGGGCAACGCAGCUAUGGAAUAGGCUAUGCCCUCAUACCAUCCACUAAAUCUGAUAACUUCUCAGACUCCAGCCACAGUGAGAUCUCAUCGCGGUCCAGCAUCGUGAGUAACUGCUCUGCCGACUCAAUGUCUGCAGCCCUACAGGAUGAGAGAUGUUUGCCUCAGUCUCUUAUUGUGAUGGAUUCAGCAGGAGGAGUAGAAAGAAAAGAAGUUCCUCAACCAUCGGCUGAGUAUAGCCAGCCUAGCACUGGUUGGUCACUAACUAGACCUGCUAUAAUCAGAGGGAUGGCUGUCACAUCUUCCAUGAGUAAUGAGGAGAUCUCCCAUGAACAUAUCACAAUAGAAGCUGCAGACAGUGGCCGUGGAAGCUGGACUUCAUGUUCAAGUAGUUCUCAUGAUAACUUUCAGAAUAUCCAAAACCAGAAAAGUUGGGAUCUCUUGAAUGCUUACCGCCACACUCAUCUAGAUGGACCCAUUGCUGAAGUAGAACCCACAAACUGUUGCUCUGAAGAGACUUAUUUGAAUUCUGAAGCCUUUUCCAAAAAUAAUCGACAAUCAAAAGCCAGCACGGAACGUGAUCAGUCUCGGCAAAGCUGGGCCUCCUCGAGCUCUCUGUCAGACACGUAUGAAACAAACUAUGGGACAAUUAAACGGAGAGGGCUGGAGCACUCUACAGCGGAGCAGACUGAGGUUUUGGACUCUAAGCCAGCCACUGAUGCAAAUUAUAAAACUGUUACGUCAAGUACAGAAAAAGGCCUGAUAGUGUACUGUGUCACCUCACCUAAGAAGGACGAUAGGUAUAGGGAGCCUCCGCCCACCCCUCCAGGAUAUAUGGGGAUUUCUUUAGCGGACAUAAAGGAAGGAUCACCCCAUCACCCACACUUAAAGCCUCCAGACUAUAGUGUGGCAGUGCAGAGGUCAAAGAUGCUACAUAGUGACCUCUCUAGACUUUCAUCAGCUUCUCUCAGUAGUGAACCAGUGGCCUGUAUUUCAUCGAAGAUGCCUCAAUGGCAUAAACGGCAACCGUCCCAUCCUAAACUAGCAGAUAUGACUGACGCAGAUAGUGAAGAGGAUGAAGAUGAACAAGUAUCAGCAGUCUAACCAUUGGGCUAUCUCUGAAAACCACUUCAAAUCACAGGGGACGUGGGAAUAUGAACCAUAUGAUUGUUAGCUAAUGCUGACAACUUGCUGCUACUAACCUCAAAAGUUGUAUUUGCCUCAGUCGUGGACAAUAUGAACCUGGCUGGAUCAUAAAUCUCUCUAACUUACUUCACUCUACCACAGUCAGCUACCACAGCCUAAGAAAACUAUUUAUGCUGUGAUAUAAAUACCAGUUUCCAAGGAGUACAGACUACCUGAGGACUGAAAUCAGUAUGAUGAGAAGGACCAGUCUUAGUACAUUGGGACCACCAAUUGUCAAGAACCACUUGAAACUUGGAAGCAUUCUUCUGUAUAAUACCUUAUAAUCCUUUGGUAGAUUUCUGUGAUAUAUAUUUUCCACAUGACCAUUAUAAUUCUAAAAUUAAGAAUGUUAUUUUACAUACUUAAGCAAAAUUGGGGACACUGCGGCAGUAUCUGAAAAAGUAAUUUAUUUAUUUGGAGUUUAUGGAGGGUUUUCUUUUAUUUUUACUGGGAGUGCUCUGGUUGGCUAGUGUGAACACUGGCAAAGAAAAUGGGUACUAACUUAGAUACAUGUCAAUAUUCUUUGUGCUAUUGAAACAGACCGGUAACAGGCCUAACAACUCCUUUAGAAAUACCCGGAUUUUGGGUGUGUACUUAAUGUAAAUAGAAUAAAGGAUUUGGAAAUUAAUGUGCAUACAGCAAUGAAACACUGCCAUCUCUUGGUCCUGCUCUAGAAAACUCUGGAAAAUAUGUCUUUAACUAUCAGCCUGUUGGGAAGAAAACUGGAGUUCUUCUCCACAUUCCCCCAAAUUAAAGGUUUGAAACAUGGAGGCUGUAGUUCCUGUGAAAUUAUUUGGUAUGUUCAAAACUUCCCAAGUAGGACUGUAAACAAAUUUUGCACUGCAUGGUGCAGCAUGUAAAUCACAUUGUUAGCAAUAGAAAGUAAAAUUAGUGCUCUGUGGGUUCUGUGAUCAUCCUAUAUUUUUUUUCUACUUGUACCAAAAUUCAAAUAUUUUAGGUACUGGAAUUAUUUAAAAGGAAAAUUGUUACCACUCCCAUUAUGGAGUAGAUAGAAAAUGUAUUAAUAUAGCAUUUUAACCAUAGGCCAUUGCACAUAAUACAGUAAAUAAAUACAAAUUUUAUAUCAACACAAGCCAUUAUGGAAUAAUAUUUGUGAAAGUGAACAUUUGAGAUAUAGUACAAUAUAGUAUUAUGAUUCUGAAAACCUACCGCAUUCAUCCAAUGAAUUAGAUUAGAAUGUUUCAAGUUUUAGAGUGAAAUCCUGGCCUAGUUGUAAUCAGUGGGGGUUUUUACUUGGAUGGAGCCAGGGUUCAUGUUCUUUUUGUACAAUUAGGGUAAACAAAGUUGCUUGCUUUAAUUUUACUUAGCCAACCAGAGCACAUGGGGUAAAACUGGAAAUACCUGCAUUUUCUUUCGUGUUCUAGCACAGGAUAACCCAAUCAAAUAUUAUAAUAUUAUAACUUUUACAUUUUACUUGUAAAUCUUAAUGGGGAUGUUUACAGACUAAGUUAGCUAGAUGUUUGUCAUUUUACAGGUGCCUCAAAGAAUUUAUAUAUUACGUUAUGAGGAGUUUUUAAAUUUCUCCUAUUUUUUUUUCCUGGUGUAGAGCAAAUGCAGCAUUUUCUGAAAAAGACACAAGUACCAAAAAAACCCCAAAGCCUUUGAUGUGCAUCACCCAUAUCUACUUGGGGCUGAUGUUGACAAACAUAAGAAUGUGUUCGAUCAGACUUUUGCUUGUGUUCAUGUGUGUGCCAGAUUUAAUAUUAUCCUGUGGCUGGAAUGUACCCUGUAUUGAUCCUUGUAUCCUGAAAUCCUAAAUCAGUCAAGAGCAGUCAUGUGGGGAGAGGCUGCCUAAUUCGUAAUUAGUUGAUUGACUAUAUGUUAGAUUUUUUUGGUAUGAACAUCUGAGGAGUAAAUAGCUGAAAAAUCAUGUUUAAAAACAGAUUAGCUGUUUCUUAAAGGAUACUUUCUUCUUCAUCAAGGCCUUAAUGUUUACAAUGAACUUGUGUAGGCCUUAAUGAAUCAAGAUUAAUAUAAGUGUCAAAAUGGUCUAGGGCAAAAUGAUUACUUUCAGCAUAUAUAAUGUUAACUUCUUAAUCUUUAAAAUGAUGUGUUGCAAGAUAUAAAUUGCAAAUUCUAGUAAUCCCACAGUAAACUGUAAUUGUUUGUUAGCUUCUAAGCGGCGUGCACAAUAGGCUUACCAUUUUAAUCAGAAAAUCAUGUGUUUUGUGCCAGAUAAAUUAAGUCCUAAGGUUUCAGUGACCUCAGAUAUUGAUUUGUAGUUUAUUUCAGUCUGUUGAACAAAGGUAAAGGAUUAAGUCUUUGUUCUUGAGGUGACCUCCUUUCUAUCUAAGGGUCUGAUACUGCUUCCACUGAUGUCAGUGGGAAAACUCCCAAUGACUCCCUUGGGAGCUGGAUUGGGGCCCUCAUCUGGUAUCCAUUAAGCCAGCCAUUUGAUAUUGAUUACCCAUUUAAACUUGGUGUUUGCACAUCAACAACAUCAAUCUGUUCAGCAGUACUUUUCAGGACAUUGUUUUUAAAAGUGGGUAAAAGUCUUGCUAAUCAUAUUUUCCUAUUAGACAGUACAACUAGUGUAAAUAAAUCAUGCAUAAACUAUUGAUAAAUGAGCUACUUUUUCUGCUUCUUCUUGGACAGUGUGGCUUGCCUCUGCUUGUCCUUGCUGUGACUUCAUUUGGUUUUGAAUUCAACUGAUCACAUUGAUCGGGGACAAUAGCCAAAUGUAGUGUGUCUUGUAUAGAUUUGAAGAGACAUUAUCCCUUUUUUCAGCUUUGAAAAUUGUGAAUUAAGACUGCUUAAUUCGGGUUUUACGUUUCAUGUCAGUGGUAUCUCAUGGAACCAAAAAAUGUGAGCUGACUUACCUGUACAGCACUCCAUCCCUUUUGAUUUCUUUCUCUUACACAGCCCUAACUUCUGCUGAGCAAUUCAUGUCCCCACUAAUAUUCUUCCUGCAUUUACAUUUUGUUGCUUGCUCUUUCACUAAUUGUUUGUUUGCUCAUAAGUGAUGAGUGAAGGAUUUGAUUUGAUUAAAACCAAUUUGAUUUU
Molecule: messenger RNA, 9786 nt
Organism: Mauremys reevesii (Reeves's turtle)
Lineage: Eukaryota; Metazoa; Chordata; Testudines; Geoemydidae
Gene: RAPGEF6
Product: Rap guanine nucleotide exchange factor 6
Exons: 29
Coding region: 1741-6681 (1646 amino acids)
Biological process (GO): positive regulation of ERK1 and ERK2 cascade; small GTPase-mediated signal transduction
Molecular function (GO): protein binding; guanyl-nucleotide exchange factor activity
Source: RefSeq, a predicted model, not a curated record